Messenger RNA from Dicentrarchus labrax (European seabass), 4297 nucleotides. RefSeq names its product src-related kinase lacking C-terminal regulatory tyrosine and N-terminal myristylation sites (gene srms). The coding region runs from base 540 to 2054 and encodes 504 amino acids. The transcript is spliced from 8 exons. Gene Ontology annotation, molecular function: signaling receptor binding; ATP binding; non-membrane spanning protein tyrosine kinase activity. Gene Ontology annotation, biological process: protein phosphorylation; cell surface receptor protein tyrosine kinase signaling pathway; cell differentiation. NCBI's taxonomy places the organism in Eukaryota, Metazoa, Chordata, Actinopteri, Moronidae. Gene Ontology annotation, cellular component: extrinsic component of cytoplasmic side of plasma membrane. The record is from RefSeq and is a predicted model, not a curated record.
AGUACGCAGGUGUGUGAGCAGCAGGGGGUGUGCGGAGCGCCAAAACCCAAACUUUUUACGCACCGCGCUGCUGCUUCUUCACCUUCACCUCUCUCUUUCCCUCCGUGCUGUAACACCUGAGCAUCGACCGCUGCACGCAGAUUACGAUGGAUUACUAUUUUCCCGGGAGCCAUGCUCACAUUCUCGGUUCAUCUUGAGUCACACCGCCGAGUCCUCGCGGGGAACCGAUCCGACUUGGAAGCCCUCCAUUGCCGUUUCCGCAUUCCCGCAGCCGCCGUGCGCACUGCAGGCGUGGAGCUCAGAUCCAUGAUCUCAACAGAAAAAACCGGUUCCUCCGGCUAAUCUACCCAACUAUUGCUGGCGGUGCAUUAUGCUUCCAGCCAGGGGAAGAGAGGGAAACCGUAGAACUGAACGGCUGGUGGCUGUGGGCUGUAAAAGGCCGUUUUCAGUGGACUGAGGAAGCCUGAAGUGCGACUUAUUGAUCGGUGUUCGGUUAAAUCCUGGAAUAACCCCGCCGCCGCGCUCCUUCAUGUCCCGGGAUGGAGAGUUGCUGUCGCUCCUGUAUGCCGUGUCUGAGCCGGCUCUGGAACUGCAUUUGGCCGGACUUCCGCUACCCAAACGUCCCCAACCACAACCAUGUCAUCGCCAACCCGGCCGCGCACACGGAGGAGAUCCGCACCGUGUCCGGCGACAUCCGCGUCCCGUCGCCCAAGAAGCGGCCGGUGCAGCUUUACGCGGCGCUCUUCGACUUCGAGGCCCGAAGCGACGACGAGCUGACGGUGAAGGAGGGGGACAAGCUGUCGGUGAUCGAGAAGCGGGGGGAGUACGUGCUGGCAAAGAAGCUGACCGGGUCUCUGGAGUCCGGACUGAUCCCGGCGAACUACGUGGCUCUGCUGCAGGACGAGUUCGCCAAACACAAGUGGUACUAUGGGAACAUAAACCGCGUGAAAGCUGAGAAGCUGCUGCUGGCUUCCCAAAACAAGGAUGGCUCCUUUCUGGUUCGCAUCAGUGAGAGUCACAGUGAUGAGUACACAAUCUCUGCCCGGAGUGAGGGGAAGGUGUACCACUUCCGGAUCCAGCGCUCCACCAUCGGCGCGUACUUCGUGUCAGAUAAGCUCUCGUUCGCUACGCUUGGGGAGCUCAUCUCCUACUACCAGAAAAACCCUCGCAGCCUGGGAGUGCUGCUGGAGGAGCCCUGCGCCCAGCAGCGGGAACUGUUCGACAUGGAGCCGUGGGAGAGACCUCGAGAGGAGUUCAGACUCCACAAGAAACUGGGAGAGGGGCACUUUGGAGAGGUGUGGGAGGCUCUGUGGACCACGGAGAACAGGAAAGUGGCCAUAAAGACGCUGAAACAAGAGGACACGAAGCAGGACGAGUUUGUGAAGGAGGUCCAGGCGUUGAAGAGCCUCCAUCACCCGAAGCUGAUCCAGCUGCUGGCCAUGUGCUCCAGAGGAGAACCGGUCUACAUCGUGACCGAGCUCAUGAGCAAAGGAAGCCUCAAGUCAUACCUCGCCUCUGCUGAAGGCCAGGUGCUGACAUCAGCUCAUCUGAUCUACAUGGGCAGUCAGAUCGCAGAGGGCAUGGCCUACCUGGAGGAUAGAAACAUCGUCCACAGAGACCUGGCUGCCAGGAACAUCCUGGUGGGAGACGAUCUGGUGUGCAAGGUGGCCGACUUCGGACUGGCUCGGAUUAUUAAGGACAGUGUGUAUACAGCCAGUCGAAGCACAAAGAUCCCGGUGCGGUGGACGGCUCCCGAAGCAGCAAUUUACCAGCGGUUCUCUGUAAAAUCAGAUGUCUGGUCCUUCGGGGUCCUGCUCUAUGAGAUGAUGUCACGUGGCAAGAUGCCUUAUGAAGGAAAGAGCAACAAGGAAGUGCUGGAUCUGUUGUCAUCUGGGUUUCGGCUGCCCUGUCCAACCCGCUGCCCUCAGAAUAUUUACCGCAUCAUGAUGGACUGCUGGGCUGCUGAGCCCUCCAAGAGACCCUCCUUCCACGCCCUGCACAGCCAGCUGGAUUCAAUAUAUGCCAGGAUAUAUUUCAAGACUAUAGAGGUAUAGAAAGUGAGAGGAGAGGAGGAUGAAGACAGUUCUAAACGGUGCAGGAGCAGAUGUUCUGCAACUGGUCAUCGGCAGCAGCAUGGACUGCACAUCUGAAGAAGUAAGGAAAGGAGGAUGAGAAAUAGCAAGGAAUGUUCUUCUCCCCCAUGCAAUCCACUUCCACAACAGGGUAUAUGUACUUUAAAAACACCAAGGUGUGAAAGGAACGGGGGCAGCAGAGCAUCAGAAGCAGACAGACACUCAGAAGAUGCUUGCCAAAUCAAAGAAAGGAUGGAAAUUGAGGAGAAAAAUUAGAAAUACUUAAUUUCUUAGGCUAAAAGAAAGGAACGUUGACAAAUGAAGGACUGAAAGGAGCCUGAGAAAGGUGUGUAAAUACACUCCUACUUAACACUCAGCACAUUCACAGAACCAACUGUUUUUAAUUUUGUACCCUUUUGUGUUUUAUAAAUACUUUUUUAUUACUUCUGUAUGUGCCAUGUCUGUGUAUGCACACUUUGAAAUGUUCUGAAAGUCACAGGUAAGGACUUAAAUUAAUCACCUGUCUUUUGACUGUGAAGCCAGUGCUAAAAAUUGAGGUUAUGUGCAAUAAUUGAAAUAAAUAAUAAAUAAUGCUUGCUGGGUUUUUAGCCACGCUAACGGCCUGAUGCUGGAGAUACUUUAGUCUAGUAAAAUAUCUGACAUGGAUUGAAUUAAUCACCUGAUAUUUAAUACAGACCUUCAUGUUCCCAAAAGGAUGAAUCUAACAACUUUAGUGAUCCCAUGACUUUUCAUCCAGCGCCACCAUUAAGUCAGAUUUUUUUGUUGUUUUUGGAAGCAGAGUAUCUUAUUCUAAACUAAUGACCAAAUUCCUAUCAGCUUUAAUUUGAGGUUAAAGGACAGAAUAGAUCAAAGUUAUCUCUGAUUACGACCAAUAAAGCUUUAAUUGUACAGAUACGAGUAAGAUAGACCUGAAAAUCCUCAUCUAUCCUUCACGGGAAUAGUUCAACGUUUUGGGAUAUACUUCUUUGCUCUCUUGCGGUGAGAGUGGGUGAAAAGAUUUUUACCACACGCAUGUUUUUAAGUUAGCUAUGGAGCUAAAGCCAGGAGCUUGAUUAGCCUAGCUUAGCAUAAAGACUGGAAACGGAGGGAAACAGUUAGCCUGGCUCUGUGCACAAUUUAAAAAAAAACCAAACCUACAACACUAGUAAAGCUCACCAUUUAGCAUGUUGUAAAUACACCAUUGGAGUGUCACAUCACUGCUUCAGCAUGUUAGCUUGCCAAUUAACAAACUACUGAACUUUACCAGUUUAUUAACCUAUUAAAAUGAAAAAAAAAAAAAGCCAAUCAUUAGCACGUUAGCACAUAUAGCAUGGCAGGGUUGAGCUCAAAGCACAGGUACAGGCUAACGGUGAAGCUUACAUUGAUGAAAGUUGAACCACGUCGAGCUGAGCCUGGUAAGUCUAGAUGUCCUAACCCACCGAUCAGAGAAUAACCAAUGUGAUUUAUAUCGACACCCUCAGGACAAAGUUAACAUUUUAUUAGAUAAAAGGGAUCUAGUCAAAGCUUUCUCCAUUUCUUUUUUUAAUCCAUCCACCACUUUCUGUUUCUAACCUCACGGGCUCCUAGCGUGGCUAUACACCGAUAGUCUUCUUAUUAACCACAAGCGUGAAGUAUUUUAUUCAGCCGACCUUCUCUUACUGGAAUUUGAGACUGUUUUGACAAAAUGUUACAUAUUUAAUACACUUGGAUACAAGUUUCUCUAGAAUAGUUUGGGAAUUGUUUUUCAAUCUUCCUGUGAGAUGUUUUUUUGGGGGGGGGCUGACGCAGUGCUUGAAAAGCCAGUGGGCCAUGGAGCCAUGUGUACAGGCCUUAAGUUAUUAAACCUCUCUCCGAGGCACACAAUAAUGCCCUGUUGCAACGAGAGUGCCUAUGUUUACACUAUGUCCAUGCACUACACUUCAACAUGUGGAAUUAUAAAGAACUGUAAAGAACCUACGGCAAAAAGACCUGCACAGUGAAUCAGCCAUAUCCAGAAGACUCUUGGGGGCGGCGGGGAGUGGGGAGUGGGAUUGCAAUGCAAUUUGAGAACAAUGCAACUUUUGUCUUUUAUGCAUGAUAUUUACAGCAGGCGAAGCCAAGUUCAGGAAACUUUAGCCAUAAAUCACCGAAUGACAACAUUGAAGUUUUAUGUUCUAGGCUGUGUGUCAUCAGGUACCAAACACAAGUAGUGCAAAGAAUAAAGUAUUUUAAGUAUUGUUUUGAAA